This is a messenger RNA of Chlamydomonas reinhardtii, 3530 nucleotides long. RefSeq lists its product as uncharacterized. The transcript is spliced from 16 exons. Gene Ontology annotation, biological process: DNA repair; DNA replication. Gene Ontology annotation, molecular function: DNA ligase (NAD+) activity. The record is from RefSeq and is a predicted model, not a curated record. Bases 209 to 3109 code for a protein of 966 amino acids. Lineage: Eukaryota; Viridiplantae; Chlorophyta; Chlorophyceae; Chlamydomonadales; Chlamydomonadaceae.
CGUUUUGCGUCGUGCGACCCUCGGUCUUCUUCUUGGAGCAUGAAGCGGCGCGAGCCCGAAUGACGCGUACCCUUCAAGUGCAGGUUACACAUAACUACAUAUCUGCAUCACAAACCAUGCACAUCAAUAGCUGGCAGUCAAGUCAACCCGCGACUAAACUGGCUUUCACAUCCUCCUUGCAACCGCAAACGAAGUACUUGGCUGUAGAAUGAAGCAUCAGCAUUCAUCCAGCACCCGGCUGACAGUGCCUCGCACCAACAUGCUGGCGCUGGGGCAAGUGCUCGCUCGCCUUCUACCCAUCGGUAGCAGGGCAGGAGCGCCAGCCCACUCCCGGCUUCACCUGGUUGCGUGCGCCAGUACAGCAGCGGGGUCUGGGGCCUCACAGACUGGGCGCAUCGUUGGGGGUAGCACGGUGCCCGGCAGUGGCAGCGGCCACAACAGCCGGCGCUCCCCUACGGCCACCGCGGCUGCCGGCGAGCCCGCGGGCAUUGGCUCUACAGGCUCAGAACUCCCGUUCGCGAAAGACCCGGCGGGCCUCGCAAGUACCACGCGCAGGAAGGCUACGCGCUCGCCUCGGGGCACGGCUGCCGCAGGUGGCAGCGAGCUUGCCUCGACGGGAGCUGCUGCGAAGCCAGAGGGCACUGCCAGCCGGCCCGCAGUGGAGGCGCAGGCGCCUGCCCCCCCCGUGGCCAAGUCCACCAAGACGCAGGGCCCAGCGCAAAGUCAGCAGCAGCAGCAGCAGCAGCAGCAGCAGCAGCAACAAGAGCUGCAGGAGGAGAUGAAGCUGUUGGAGGCAGCGCUGACGAAGCAUCGAGAACUGUACUUCAACCAGACGCCGGAGAUCAGUGACGCCGCGUACGAUGAGCUAAAGCGGCGCUUCCGGGACCUGGCGGCGCGGCUUCGGGGCGUGGCGGCGGAGGAUGUGGCGUUCCCGGUGGGCGCCCCAGUGGCGGCGGCCUCGGCGCUGCGCAAGGUAAAGCACACGGUGCCCAUGACGAGUCUGGCCGCCGUCAACUCCAGGCAGGAGGUGGAGGCGUGGAUGGGCCGCACGCUGGCGCGGCUGGCGCAGCUGCGGCAGGGCGCCGCCGGCAGCUGGGGCUGGGUGGUGGAGCCCAAGGUGGAUGGGCUGGCCGUGCGGGUGGUGUACCGCCGCGUGGCUAAGGGCGACGGUGGUGGCGGUGCGGCGUAUGAGCUGCAGGAGGCGGCCACGCGCGGCGACGGUGAGGUGGGUGAGGACGUGACGCAUAACGCGCUGCACGGCGGUAUCCAGGGCCUGCCGCUGCGCUUCACCAUGCCGCCUGGCGCGGCGACGUCGGCGCCCACGUCUGCUGCGCCGGAAUGGGUGGAGGUGCGCGGCGAGGUGUACGUGCGCAUCGCCGACCUACAGCAGGUGAACAAGGAGGCGGAGGCGGCGGGCGGCUCGGGCUUCGCCAAUGCGCGCAACGCCGCCUCGGGCGGUCUGCGCCUGCUGGACCCGGCCGAGUGCCGCCGCCGCCGCCUCAGCUUCGUGGCGUACGCUGCACUGGCGCCGGCAGAGCAGGCAGCGGCAGCGGCGGCGGCCAACAGCCCGGUGGCGGCGCCGCUGCGGGCACGGCACUGGGACACGCUGAAAUGGCUGGAGGGCGCCGGCUUUGCGGUCAGCAUUGACAAUGUGGCGGUGGCCGGAGAGCGGGCGGCGGUGGACGCUGCGGAGGCGUGGAUGACGCGGCGCGCGUCGCUGGGCUACGACGCCGACGGCGCGGUGCUGAAGCUGGAUGACGCGGUGGCGGCGGCGGCUCUGGGCGUCACGGCGGCGGGCGACCCGCGCUCUGCAGUGGCCUGGAAGUUCCCGGCGGGCGAGGCGGUGACCCGGCUGGAGGGCGUGGAGCUGACUGUGGGCCGGGCGGGGCAGAUCACUCCUGUGGCGCUGCUGGCCGCGGUAGAGCUGGGCGGCGUGACCAUCCGCCGCGCCUCGCUGCACAACGCCGGCCAGGCGCUGGCGCUGGGGCUGCACCUGGGCGACGCGGUGGUGCUGCGGCGCAGCGGCGACGUCAUCCCGCAGGUGAUGCGGGUGCUGCCGGAGCUGCGGCCGCCCGGCGCCCAGCCCUGGGCGCUGCCGGCCUGCUGCCCCGCCUGCGGCGGCCCGGUGCGGCUGCAGCCGGCCGCCAGCAAGGACGCGGGCGAGCAGCUGCUGUGCGUGGCGGCCGAGCAGGGCGCCGGCUGCAGCGCGCAGCAGGAGCGCAUGCUGCUCCACUUCGCCAAGGUGUGCCUCAAGGGCAGCGGCCUGGCGGCGGGCGUGAUGCAGGCUCUGACGGCGGCGGGGCUGCUGGAGGGCGGCCUGCCCGACUUCUACACACGCCUGGACCGGGCCACGCUGUCGGCGCUCCCCGGCUUCGGCGCCGCGCGCGCCGAGGCCAUCGCGGCACGUGUGGCUGCGUCCAAGUCCAUGCGCAGCGCCGAGCUGCUGCACGGCCUCAACAUCAAGAGUGUGGGCGAGACGGCGGCCAAGGCGCUCGGCGUGGCCUACCCGCGCCUGGUGCCGGAGCUGCAGCGCGCCAGCUGGCAGGAGAUCAAGGCGGCAUCAGGUCUGGGCCAGGUCGUGUCGCAAAACGUGGAGACGUGGAUGCGUCAACCCGCCAACCAGCAGCUGCUGCAGCGCCUAAGCCAGGCGGGCGUGGCGUGUGUGGCGUCCGCGCCAGCACCCACGUCCAUGGCCUCGUCCGCAACGGCAACGGCAGCGGCAGCGGCUGCCGCCACAACAGCACCGGAGAAGCCGGCGGCGCGGGGCCGGGCCGGGCCCAGUUCACCGACAAAGGCAGCGGCCGGGGUUGCGGAGGGCGGCGCUGGAAUGGACAGUGGAGGCAGCACAGCGGGGGGUCUCAAGGGCGUGGCAGGCAUGCGAAUCUGCGUCACCGGCACGCUCGAGGGCCCAGACGGAGCCGGGCUCAAACGGUCUGCGCUGCAGGCGAUGCUGGAGGCCUCCGGAGCAGAGUUUCACAAGGACGUCAAGAGUGACACGCAGGUUCUGGUAGUGGGAGCAGACGCGGGCAGCAAGCGCGACCGGGCCGCUAAGAAGGGCGUGCGCGUCAUGGAGGAACGCGAUUUCUGGCAGCAGCACUGCGACAAGUAGCUGGCGGCUGGAGCAUGACGAAUGGGAUUGAACGUAAAUUAUUACUACCGUAUGACGUUUGGUGGGUGCAAUGACGGAAGGAAGGGGCGGCGUUGGAGGUCUGUAGCGCUGUGUACGUAUGGCGUCAUUUACAUCCGUGUGGAAUCACGUGAUGGAAUAAGCGUCCUCGCGCGUCCAGGAACAUGAGGCGAGCCAUAGCGCUGCGGAGCUGGGGUGUCGUCUUGCCGCGGUUGUGGUUGGCUUAGAAUGCCGUCGUAGGGCGUUACCGGGUAUUGCCAGCUUUCUUGCCCUGGGUGUCCCCGCCCUCCACCAUGCGCUUCUGUCGGGUGACCUUCCAGGCCAUGCUAAUGUAGACACGCCCCUCUAUUGUCCAAGGCUCCCAGCAAGGGCUGGUACAGACUGUUUGUAAACAACGAAUGGG